This is a messenger RNA of Menidia menidia (Atlantic silverside), 1332 nucleotides long. The record is from the annotation of a GenBank genome assembly. Lineage: Eukaryota; Metazoa; Chordata; Actinopteri; Atheriniformes; Atherinopsidae.
AUGAAGGUUGCACCAACGUCUAUUAGCAGUAGCUCGCAGCACGGAGUAACAAAGAUGGAGGAUAGCGCCACAAAACCAGUGUCCGAAAACGUCGACGACCCUCCCAACAGCCGACUUUUCGCCGUUACGAGUCGGUCUAUAACUGAAGAUGAGCUUCGGGAGACUUUUUCUAGAUAUGGGGAAGUUCAGGGGGUUAUGGUGGUCAAAGACAAGCAGACAAAGGAGUCCAAAGGCAUCGCGUAUAUUAAGUUUGCUAAAUCCUCCCAGGCCUGCCACGCCAUGGAAGAAAUGCACGGAAAGGCCGUACUGGAUGGAUCCAAACCCAUUAAGGUGUUUAUUGCCCAGUCUCGAAAUUCAUUCAGACACAGAGAUGUUGAGGACGAGGAGCUGACCAGGAUCUUUGUCAUGAUUCCCAAAACCUUCACAGAAGAGGACCUAAAAAACACAUUCAAAGAGUAUGGAGAUAUUGAGUAUUGUGUGAUCAUCAAAAACAAGUUUACAGGGGAAAGUAAAGGACUGGGCUAUGUCAGAUACUACAAACCCUCCCAAGCCGCCCUCGCAAUCGAAAACUGCGACAAAUCCUACAGAGCCAUCUUGGCUGAACCUCGCAGCAAAACCAACAACUCGGAGGAGUACACGGCCGGAGCAAACCGGGGGGAGUACGCCAGCACCGCCGACUCCAUGAACCAGUACUCCUUCCCCACAGCGGACCCCGUGAACUACGGGCAGAUGGACUACCGCUCCGGGGAGUACACCCGCUGCCUGAUGAUGUCCACGCGGGCCGCCCUGACCCAGGAGCAGAUCUUUGCUCUGUUCGACAUCAUCCCUGGCAUGGAGUACUGCGAGCUGCAGAGAGACUCUUACGGGAUGAGCAAAGGUCAUGCUUUGAUUCGCUACAGUAAUCUGGGCUCAGCCGUUUACGCCAAGGAGAAGCUGAAUGGCUUCGAGUACCCGCCCGGUAACAGGCUGGUGGUCAACUAUUUUGACGACGGGGAGGAUCACAGCAGCCCCGUGGGUCGGAUGGCGAUGCAGUUCGUUGCCACCCAGAUGAUGUCAGCGGCGUGGAACGGGGGGGCCUCCACCAGCCAGAGCUACACGCCCAUGACCCCAGUGUCCCGCGUUCAGACCGACGUCACCCUGCCCCCCCCGAAGAAGCUCGCCCCCCCGGACAGCAAGUCCAAGGAGCGCCUGUUUGUGGUUUUCAGCCCCAGCCCGCUGCCCCCCGACGUCCUGGAGGACGUUUUCGGCCGGUUCGGAUCCCUCAUCGAGAUGAAGGUGAUGCUGGCCGACCCGCCCAGAGAGGAGUCCCACAAACGGCCCCGCACCUACUAG